Molecule: messenger RNA, 1038 nt
Organism: Dreissena polymorpha
Lineage: Eukaryota; Metazoa; Mollusca; Bivalvia; Myida; Dreissenidae
Exons: 8
Coding region: 1-1038 (345 amino acids)
Source: RefSeq, a predicted model, not a curated record
AUGACGUUACUGAGUAUUCUGAUAGCAGCCUCGUUGCUGAUUGGGACUCUCGCGCAGACGACAUUCGACCCGACACUGACAAUCAACAGCUGCACGAAUAGCUCCCUGGACAUCACGCUCUAUAACGCCUCGGACUCCGGUAUCGUCUACAUCCAGGGGCAGAGCGCCGCAUGCCGUCUGCCAACCACUUCCGGUAUCUCCACGCACUCCUUUGAUUUCCGCUCCUGUAACAUAGAAUGGGUACAGUCGUUCAAACUGAUCGUACAAAAGAAGGCCCUCUAUCAGACAGGGGCAGAUAAGCAGAUCCCUGUCAUGUGUGUGGCAGACCUCGGGGACCUCACCGUCUCCAACAGUCUUGCUGCAGCUGACAAGGCCGAUGACUUGGGUCAGAAUUUGACGGUCAAGCCCAGCGCCUUUAUGACCUUGUACAAGGACGGAGUGGACAUUAGCGGUCAAGUGGUCAAGCUGACCGACAUCAUCACCAUGGUGAUCGCACUCGACUCGAAAUACAAUCAGGACUUUGACAUCAAGGUCAAGUAUUGCGCAGCCGACACCAUUGACAUUAUCACUGACGGCUGCGCCGCGGACACGGACCUGUUCCCGCAUAUGUCCCGUAUCUCCCAGGGAACCCUACAGGCCACGUUCGGCGCCUUCCGGACCACCAACCUCAACGGCGGCACCGUUGGCAUGCCCUUCUCAUGUACACUGCAAGUCUGUCUCGGCCUCUGUACCCCGACUGUUUGCACUGACGGCUCCGCGAGUUUCGGCCGUAAGAAGAGGUCCGCAUUGAGCAAGCGCCAGGCGGAGUCGGGGAGCGGAGUUGACGACAUCAGCGUCGGCACGGCCAUCCGUAUAGCCACUGAGGAGGACACCAUUCAAGGCCCAGAGGAUGACGGCAACAUGUGCAUGAACCAAGGCGUCUUCGUGGCAAUCGUCAUCCCCCUGGUGGGCGGAACUGUCGUCUCUGCUGUCGCCGCCGUCGUUAUGUUCCGGAAGUUCCAGGAAAAAGCCAGCCUCCUAAGCAAGCUGGGCGCCUAG